UCUCACGUGAAGCUGCUCUCUUUCUCUCUCUCUCUAAAAAUGUUUCUCUCUCCUCGGGAAUAGAACACAAACAAAGCAUUGAAUUUGCGGCCAUUCCGAUUGUUCUAGUUUUUGGUGGAAUCGCUUCUCUCCGGAGCUAUCAUCGUCCUCUUCAAUAAUCAUAAUAAAAAAGGCAGGGAUAAAAAAACAACGAUUUGUAAGUUCAAAUUUUUAUGCUUCGUCUGUUUCUUCCUACCUUGUUAUAAGAUGGGUGUAAUCGAAGAAAUUGGCGCUGAUGUUUGUUCAGAUAUAGAGGUUGAUGAUAUCAGAUGUCAAAAUAUAGCAGAAAAAGAUGUCAGUGAUGAAGAGAUUGAGGCAGAAGAACUGGAGAAGCGGAUGUGGAAGGAUAGUAUCAAACUCAAAAGGAUCAAGGAAAGACAGAAACGUCCAGCACAGCAAGCCGCAGAGAAGCAAAAGCCCAGGCCAACAACUGACCAAGCUCGUCGAAAGAAAAUGUCCAGAGCACAAGAUGGGAUUCUUAAGUAUAUGCUGAAGCUGAUGGAAGUCUGCAAAGCUCGUGGAUUUGUGUACGGUAUAAUUCCUGAGAAGGGCAAGCCAGUUAGUGGUUCUUCUGAUAACCUUAGAGCUUGGUGGAAAGAGAAGGUGAGGUUUGAUAAGAAUGGCCCUGCUGCCAUAGCUAAGUAUGAAGCAGAAUGUCUUGCAGUUAGUGAGGCUGAAAAUAACCAAAAUGGGAAUUCUCAGAGCAUUCUCCAAGAUCUGCAAGAUGCAACACUUGGGUCACUCUUAUCUGCCUUGAUGCAACAUUGUGAUCCUCCUCAGAGGAAGUAUCCAUUGGAAAAGGGUAAUCCCCCACCUUGGUGGCCAACCGGGACUGAAGAUUGGUGGGUACAAUUGAAUUUACCUUACGGUCAGACUCCUCCUUAUAAGAAGCCACAUGAUUUGAAGAAGAUUUGGAAAGUUGGAGUGCUAACUGCUGUUAUAAAGCACUUGUCACCUGAUAUUGCAAAAAUAAGGAGGCAUGUCCGUCAGUCAAAGUGCUUGCAAGACAAGAUGACAGCAAAGGAGAGUGGUAUUUGGUUGGCAGUAUUAAGUAGAGAAGAGGCUCUCAUUAGGCAACCUAGUAGUGAUAACGGUACCUCUGGAGUAACUGAAACGCUGCGUGGUGUUCCUAUUGAAAAUAAGCAAGCUAGUGCUAGUAGAGAUAGUGAUUAUGAUGUUGAUGGUGCUGAUGACGGUGUUGGUUCUGUUUCUUCUAAAGAAGAUAGGAGAAAUCAAUUGAUGGAUACUGAAGCAUCAGAUAAUUUGCACAAUGACUCAGUCCAAGAUCAAGCUGAGAAGCAACGCAGGAAAAAAAGGCUCCGUCCAAGGUCAAGUGCCACUGACAAACUACCUACUCCAUCUCACCAUAAAACUUUACAUGAUGGAACAAGAAGCACUUUGCUCGACACGAAUCAGAUGGAAGAACAAGUAGUUGGGAUCCAGACUCAUGCAAAUGAACAGGGCAAUGUGAUAGAUUCUACUUUGAGACUUGUAGAAAAAGAACUUGAGGUGCCAGCUCAAUUGCCAGUACCCGAAUCCAAUAAGUACUCCUUACGUUCAAAAAACCUAAAUUCCUUAGAAGCCACGCAUAUUAAUGGGGGGCCACUGCACUGUCUAGAGGUGGAAAACCCUGCUAUGCAUAAUGAAAUUUAUAAUCUUUGUAAUUCAGUGGCAGAAUAUGGACCUAGUCAUGAUGGACACAGUGAACCAAUUAGGCUAGACAAUGAUUCAGUGCAUAUAAAAGCAGGUGAAAUUCAAGGAGGAGACGUGCAAUAUUAUGGAAAAGACACAUUUCAAAAUGAGCUAGAUAGACCUAUAGAUCACACUUUCUUUGGAUCACCAUUGAGUAGUGGCAUGUCAUUAGAUUUUGGAGGACUCAGCAGUCCUCCAUUCCAUUUAGAAGAUUUCUUGUGCGAUGACGAAAUUAUCCAGUACUUUGGGGCAUAGAUUAUUCAAACUCACUCAUAGCUAAGAGUGAACUACAAAUAUUCCAGCACCUCAACUUCAACUUCAGCUUGGUGAAGGUUCCAAGUUUUGUGUUGUAUUUAUGGGGUUUGAAGUUAAAAAAAUAUAAUUUGAACAUUAACAAGUCAUCAAUCUUCAGAGCAUAUGACAGAAGCAUGAAUUUCGUUCUAUAGGUUACCCCACUUCCCAUAUCAAUUACAUAUGAUUGGGGUUUCAUGUAAAAAAAUUUCAUUUAUUGGAUUGGCUAAACUAAACUUCUAUGAUUAUUCAGGUAAAUUUCUUUGGAAGAGGAUUACCUCCAAUUUUAAUAAGAAUCUAUGUACUGUAAGUUUGUAUUGAAAAUAACAAAACAUUAAUAAUCUUAAAUAAUACAAUUUUUUAUUAAAAAUGUAUAUUUCUUAACAUGUAUCUAUAAGCUCACAUUAGAAAAAUUGAUCUACUUUUGACAAUUUAGAUAAGGCUGAGAUUAAUAUCAUUAAGGUGCCGUCUCAUCUGCAUUUAAUAAUUAAAACCUUAAAAGCUACUAGUGAUAUUAAUAUAACGAUUUUUAUAACAUGUCGAAUAUUAUAUAAGAUAAUAAGUUAUAUAUAAUAAUUUAAAAAAUCCAGAAAUUAAUAUAAUUCACUACAUUAAUAUUAUUAAAUGCUAUAUUUUUUAAUGAAAAAAUAUUAUAAAUAAUUUAUUAUUCUAUGCAAUAUUAUAAAGUUUGAAAAAUCGAUAAAUACUUAAAUUUUUGCUGACAAAUCUUCACUGAGAAUGUAGUUGCCCGUGUCUAUGACUAAUUGAGGAAGACCAUAGAAUUUGUUGUGAUUUUCUUGUCUUCUAAAUUGUAAUAUAGGAAACAUAGGCAGCUGAAUUGGAAGUGUAUUUUAAUCUUUUAAAUGAUUCAGUGCUUUGCAUAAGUUGGUCUCUCCACAAUAAGAAUUUAAAUUAUGGUGAGAUUGUGCCAAUGACGACAUUAUCAAAUCGAACGAGGGAGUCAUGGUGCACUGUCACUUUGGUGUGAUGCCUAACUACGAAAUAAUGAAAUUCAUAUUAAAAUGUGCAAAUGGCAUUAUUAUGAUGCCUUCUUUUCCUUCCUACAUUUUACUAUUUAAGAUUAUUGUUCAUGGCAUCUAAUCCACACACGACGCUUGAAUUAUGUAAUGAAACUCUGAAUUAUCCUCCAUCCAUAUU
Abrus precatorius (Indian licorice) is the source of this 3180-nucleotide messenger RNA. RefSeq names its product ETHYLENE INSENSITIVE 3-like 3 protein. NCBI's taxonomy places the organism in Eukaryota, Viridiplantae, Streptophyta, Magnoliopsida, Fabales, Fabaceae. Gene Ontology annotation, cellular component: nucleus. Bases 247 to 1986 code for a protein of 579 amino acids. The transcript has 3 exons. The record is from RefSeq and is a predicted model, not a curated record. Gene Ontology annotation, molecular function: DNA binding; DNA-binding transcription factor activity.